This is a messenger RNA of Kickxella alabastrina, 1101 nucleotides long. Its product is annotated as beta-lactamase-like protein. Gene Ontology annotation, molecular function: protein binding. The transcript has a single exon. The record is from RefSeq and is a predicted model, not a curated record. The coding region runs from base 1 to 1101 and encodes 366 amino acids. NCBI's taxonomy places the organism in Eukaryota, Fungi, Kickxellomycota, Kickxellomycetes, Kickxellales, Kickxellaceae.
AUGGCUGCAGGCGAUGAGAAAACUGAUAUCACGGCGCUGCUCUACAGCAACCGCUCGGCCGCCGCCUACGCGCUGGGCAAGUAUCUGGCGGCCGCAACCGACGCCUCGCUCUCCAUUUCGCUGCGUCCAACGUGGGCCAAGGGCCACUUUCGCCGCGGCGAGGCGCUACUUGCCCUUGGCCGCGUGCGCGAGGCCCACGCAGGCUACCGAAAAGCAGCUGCUCUGGAGCCACACGAUAUUCACGUGCGCGUAAGUUGUGAGCGGGCGCGUAUUUUGGCACAGAACGAGUCAAUGGGCCUGCGGGUCGUUCAGAUGCUGGCUGGCCGAGACUUUGCCUUGAAGCCGCGCGGACUGCACCCGAUUAGAGCGGGUAUUUUCCGGUUUGCCCAGGGCAUGCAGAACUUCAUUUAUCUGAUCGCCGACGAGGAGUCGCGCAAAUGCGUCGUUGUCGACGCUUGCUGGGACGUCGAUGGUAUUUUGGCAGUCAUUGAGCGCGAAAAGCUUUUGUUGGCUGCUGCCGCCGUGACCCACAGCCAUUUUGACCAUACUGGCGGAAUGCCGCCGCCGCCCUUUGCGUCGCUGCGUAUUCGUGUAUCUGGCGUUGCCGAACUCAAACGUCGUAUGCCCCAUCUGCCCCUUCUUGUUCACCCGCUGGAUAUCCCCGAUAUUAUCGAGUCCAACCCGCAGCUGCAGCCGCGUCAUUUUACACCGACGCCCAACGGGUUUUCCUUCCGUCUUGGGGACCGAACGGACCUGCAUUUCAUGCACACUCCGGGUCAUACGCCUGGAAGCCAGUGCGUGUUGGUCAACGGGUGCCGCCUGUUUAGUGGCGAUACUUUGUUCCCUGGCAGUUGUGGUCGCGUUGAUCUGAAGGGCGGGUCGUUGCCGGAUAUGCUGGAAAGUUUGAGAACUAGAUUAUGUGCGGUUCCGGACAAUACUAUUGUGUAUCCGGGUCAUGAGUAUGGCGGGGAGUGGACGUCGAUUGGGAGAGAAAAAAAAAGAGGCUUUUUGCGCCCUGAUGCUCACCCUGGGUGCUCUCGCCAUAACUCUGUGGAUGUUGCCAGGGCUGCAAAUAGUGCCAAUGCAACAGUUGCGGUGUAG